Molecule: messenger RNA, 1200 nt
Organism: Hyaloperonospora brassicae
Lineage: Eukaryota; Oomycota; Peronosporomycetes; Peronosporales; Peronosporaceae
Source: the annotation of a GenBank genome assembly
AUGGGCAACGACGUGGUCGUUGCUGCUGAAACCGGCGGUGGUAAGACACUGGCCUUCUUGUUGCCGAUCCUCGAGCAAUUUCGUCGCCGUUCGCUGCCAGUCAGUUCCAUGCGCUUUCCAGCCGCUUUGGUGCUGACUACGUCACAGGAACUCGUUCGACAGGUAGUCACGGUCCUGCAUCAACUUGAUCCAGAACUUGCACCAUAUGCAGUGAGCUUGUCGUCUUCCAGGCAGACAUUACUCCAGGGCAGACGUGCGUGUCCACUGGUCAUCGCGACACCUGGAGCACUCCUGCGUGCCAGUAAACCAAGAGACUUUGCGUUCACGCAGAUGGUUGUGGUUGAUGAAGCUGACAUGCUGCUGAGUGGCGGAUUCGAAAAAGAGACCAAGCAGAUUCUUGCAACGAUUCGCAACCAGCCGCUACUGAAGUCCGAGCUGAAUCGUUUCGAGGAUGCAGACUUACAGGAUCCACAGGUCCAGGACCAUGAUGACAUUGCCACGGAACGCACGCAGACUGUAUUCAUGCGUCACUACAUCGACUACAAGUUUCCGUCGGCCGUGUUUGCUGUGACUGAGGGAUUUCACCGCGUGUUGCCGAAUUUGACGUUGCGUGCGCAUGAUCUGCAACAAUUUGCGACGAGUGGCGACUUUGAAAACGAGCAGCACGCUCGCUGCGAACUCCUGUAUGACAUAGUGGCUACAUCGGGACCUGGUCGGGAUGGCGUGGCCACAGGCCACAAGACGCUCGUGUUCACCAACUCCAUUGCCAGUGCCGACGCGCUGUUUGAUUUCUUGCAAAAGGACAAGAAUAUGACGAACUGUGCGGUCUUUCACAAGGAGGUUGACCGAGCACAGCGUCAGCAACUUGUACAGCGACUUGACAGUGGAGCGGAUGCCGACCAAGAUCUUGUCGUCAUUUGCACUGACAUUGCAGCACGAGGCUUAGACACUACCAAAGUGGGCCAUGUCGUUCAAUUUGAGUUCGCGAGUGACAUUGUGAGCUACCUGCAUCGCAUCGGGCGUACAGGUCGUGCAGGUACAGCAGGUAAUGUCAGCAGCAUCGUAUCGUCCGAGAACAGUCUCGUGCUUGCUAAAAUCCGAGAAGCUGGGUCGUCCACGCUGCAGAAUGCGUUCAGUCGUAAACGCAGUCUCCGGAAGAAGUUCAAGAAAUCGCUGCAACCACGCAACAGCGACUGUUGA